GCUGCUUUAAUCAGUAUGGGUGUAUGUACUGUUCAUUGGAACACGAGCAACUUUUUUUAUUGGCUUCAAGAAAAACAUGGAGAUGUGUUCACAGUGCACUUGGGACCGAGGCCUGUGGUUGUGUUGUGUGGGACACAGACGAUAAGGGAGGCUCUGGUGAACCACGCUGAAGCUUUUUCUGGCCGGGGGACCAUUGCUGCAGCUCAGCUAGUUAUGCAGGACUAUGGUAUAUUUUUUGCCAAUGGGGAACGCUGGAAGACCCUUCGGCGAUUCUCUCUGGCCACCAUGAAAGAGUUUGGGAUGGGAAAGCGGAGUGUGGAGGAGAGGAUAAAGGAUGAAGCCCAAUGUUUGGUGGAGGAACUGAAGAAAUACCAGGGAGUACCCCUGGAUCCCAUCUUUCUCUUCCAGUGCAUCACAGCCAACAUCAUCUGCUCCAUUGUCUUUGGAGAGCGCUUUGACUACACAGAUGACCAGUUCCUUCAUCUGCUGAAUCUGAUGUAUAAGAUCUUUUCACUCUUAAACUCAUUCUCUGGUCAGAUGUUUGAGCUCUUCUCUGGAUUCCUGAAGUACUUUCCUGGUGUACACAGACAAAUUGUCAAAAAACAGCAGGAACUCCUCGACUACAUUGCCCAUAGUGUGGAGAAGCACAAGGCCACCUUGGACCCCAGUGCUCCACGAGACUAUAUUGAUACCUACCUUCUGAGGAUGGAGAAGGAGAAGUCAAACCACAACACGGAGUUCCAUCACCAGAACCUCAUUAUGUCUGUGCUCUCUCUCUUCUUUGCUGGAACUGAGACUACGAGCUCCACCCUCCACUAUGGAGUUCUGCUCAUGCUCAAGUACCCCCAUGUCACAGAGAAAGUCCAAAAGGAGAUUGAUCAUGUGAUUGGUUCACACCGGCUACCAACUCUUGAUGACCGCACCAAAAUGCCAUACACAGAUGCAGUCAUCCAUGAGAUUCAGAGAUUUUCAGAUAUUAUCCCAAUUGGUCUACCACAUAGAGUCAUCAAAGACACACUGUUCCGAGGGUACCUGCUCCCCAAGAACACAGAGGUGUACCCCGUCCUUAGUUCAGCUCUACAUGAUCCACGGUACUUUGAACAACCAGACAAGUUCAAUCCUGAGCACUUCCUAGAUGCCAAUGGGGCACUGAAGAAAUGUGCAGCUUUUCUGCCCUUCUCCACAGGAAAGCGCAUUUGUCUUGGUGAAAGCAUUGCCCGCAAUGAAUUGUUCAUUUUCUUCACAACCAUUCUCCAGAACUUCUCUGUGGCAAGCCCUGUUGCCCCUAAGGACAUUGACCUCACUCCCAAGGAAAAUGGUAUUGGAAAAAUACCUCCAACACACCAGAUCUGCUUCUUAGCCCGCUAAUUGGGGUGAGGGAGCCAGGUGUCACCACUUAUGUUGAGAAUGGCUCUAUCUUUGUGCCUCUAAGAGAGCUGCUGAAAACCAGGCCAUUGGUAGCUGCUCACACCCUUCCUUCUACUGUUGUUCUCCAAAGCUCCAAGGCAUGUUCUUCUUCCCUGGGAAUGGUGCUGGAGAAAUCAAUCAACUGUCUGUUUUGAUUUCUGGAGUCCACAACUCAUGCUGAGUCACUUCCCUUUUCCUCCCAAUAGUCCAAGUCUUCACAUAUCAGCUCUCCAUGAUCUGUGAUCUGUGCUAGUGGACUCUAUAUAAGAUCUGAUUUCUAUGCCUACAGAGUUGCCUAGUAUGUAUGGCUCAGGUAAACAGAAUCAUAUAGUGUGUGA
Mus caroli (Ryukyu mouse) is the source of this 1745-nucleotide messenger RNA. The record is from RefSeq and is a predicted model, not a curated record. Lineage: Eukaryota; Metazoa; Chordata; Mammalia; Rodentia; Muridae.